CAGUCACAGUCAGAGGCGGCGCCAGUGAACAAGCAGGCACACGAGCUGCUCCCGACAAGACGGUCCUCGUUAACCACCAGUCGGGUCGAGCCAACCCUGCGGAGUGCAUCUUCGGGCUCUCUCAGCAUGGCACCCAGCGCCUGGACCGCCCUUCUGCUCGCAGCGCCCCUGCUGCUCGGGCUGGCCGCCGCCUACCCCCACAGGGCGUACCACGAUGAAGCGGACGGCGCCGUCCAGGAGAAGAACGUCAGGCACAUAGACGGCUUAGGUGUGCAGCAGACGUCGGACGCCGCCCGGCAGCUGGAGGAGCAGGUGCGGCGCCAGGUGGAGGAGCAGGUGCGCGCCACGGGCAGCGGCAGCGCCAGCGGCCAGUGGUCCGUCACCAAGCACUCGGAGUACUCGGGCGGCGGCAGCGUGCCCGUGCGCGCCACCAUCACCGGCGAGGCCCUGGAGGGCGGCGACGGCCUCAUGGGCAUCACCACCAACUGCCACAACUGCAGGCUGCGCAUCCGCAAGGUCGGCGGCGGCAGCAGCAGCGGCGCCGGGGUCAGCGAGCAGGCGGGUGGCGCGGGCGGCGUGCAGGUGGAGUCCAGCCAGUCGCGGUACUACAGCAGCCGGUCGGAGGGCGGCCAGGGCGGCCAGAGCUACGGCAGCGCCCACCCCGUUGACCUCUCGGGCGGACUCUCGGGCGGUAGGCUCGUGCAGUCCUCUCAGCAGCAGCAGUACAGCGCCGGCGGCUACGGCUCGUCCCCCGGAUCGUACGGCAGGGUCGGCGCCGUGGACGCGGAUGGACUCUCGUCCUCCAGGAGAGACACCAAGGUCACCAAGUCCUCAUGGCAGCUGGCGGACCUGGGCUACGGCACGAGCAACAUCGAGGACCUGAUCCGACGCCUGGACGAAGACAUGCGCGCCGGCCGCUACCAGAACGGCAAGACCGUCACCACCGUGACGACCACCACGUCCGAGAACGGCAGCCCGCCCGUCACGCGCCAGGAGACGUACGUCAAGGACGGCCUCGACAUGUCCCAGUCCCAGGUCGGCAGCCUCGACAUGUCCCAGUCCCAGGUCGGCAGCCUCGGCCACGGCUUCGCGAAGGGCGGCACCACCUCUAUUGUCAGUCACUCCGAGAUCGAAGACCUUCUCCGGGGACUCCGCGAGGAGCUGCGAACUGGAAAGACCGAGGCCGGCAAGACAGUCACCACGGUUGUUGAGAGUUCCUCGGUCAACGGCGCCGCUCCCGUCGUCACCAAGAAGACGUACGUACGCGACGGCUACGACGCAUCCGCGCUAGAACUAGGCGCAGCAGGCCUGGAUGCGGGCUUUGGCCAGUCAGGCGUGUCGGGCAACUCGGGCUCGCACAGCUUGUCCAGGACCACGCAAAGCGUGUGGUCGUCUGGCGGAGUACGGCCCCUAGGCGUCGACCACCUGGGGGGUGGCAACCUGCUCACUAACUCGCACCACCUGGCGAGGAACUCGACGACCGUGUCGACUUACGGCAGCGGCUCCGGAGGCCACGACGUGCGCACCGUGGACGCCCUCGGCGGCGGCCACCUCAUCCGAGAGUCGGGCGGCUAUGGUGCGACCUCCGGCUCCGAGGUCAAGGGCACCCGGCGCGUGGAUGCGCUGGGCGGCGGCCACCUGCUCCGAGAGACGGGCGGCGGCUACGGCGCUACCGGCUCUUACGGCUCCGAGACCAGCUCCUCCUACAAGGAGACCCGUCGCGUGGACGCGCUCGGCGGUGGUCACCUCAUCCGCGACACCGAGGGCUCCGACCUGAAGGGGACGCGACGCGUGGACGCGCUCGGUGGCGGUCACCUCAUCCGCGGCACGGACAGCGCGCAACAGGGCGCAUCCUACUCGGGAUACUCCGGCAGCGCCAGCAGCUCCCGCUUUGAGGGUCAGGCGGCUCUGCAGCCCCGACCGACCACCGACACCCUGAGCGUAUCGCAGAUGCCCGGCUACAGGAAGGACGCUCCCCUCGACACCGACCUGCCGGCGUACGGCAGCAACAGCAAGUACUACUCUACCUUCCAGACGAGCAGCUACACGUCCGGAGCUGGAGGCGUGGGCGGCGCCGGCGUCGUGGACAGUAGCCUGGCCGGGUCACAGACGGCCCUCGGCGGACUGGACAGUUCGCUGUCCGGCUCCUCGGACGGCGACACCAGGACGUCGUCGAGCUCCUCAUACAAAAAGGUGGUCAAGUACAGCAGCUCUGGCAGCACCGGCGUAGAGCUGGAACGCGAUCUGGACCACCUCGGCGGUGGACAUCUCAUCCGCGGCGUUCCCUCCACCGGGGACGGGCAGCGCACCCAGGACGUGGGCGGCAACCAGGCCUUCAUCGCCUCUGAGAGCGGGCGCAUCCCCGAGGCGGGCUCGGGCAGCUACUUCUCAUCCGGCUCCUCCUCGUACCAGAGAGCGUCGUCGGGCAGCUCCGGCAUCAACGGCGUGAACCCCGGCGCGCCCACCGGCGCCGUGGUCGUCCCCGUGCGCGGGCCCGCCGCCUCGUCGUCCGUGAUCUCGGUACACGGCAGCAGGUCCGAGUGGGCCGAGGCCCAGGAGACCAACGACGACGAGUUCCCGGCGUUGGGCCCCGCCGCGCCCACGUCGCCCGGCAUCGUGAUCGGCUACGGCUCCGGUAACGGCGGCUACGGCGGCGGCACCGCGGCCCGGCCGGCCGUCGCCUCCGGUGACAGCUCCGUCCAGCGUGGCGGAAAGCUUUCCGUGUCUCUCGCUGACAUCGGCAUCCUGCCGUCGGACGGCUCCACUCAGCAGGCCAGCUCCGGUUACAGCAGCAGCGGUAGCACUAGGUACUCGUCCAGUGCGAUUGCCAGUGAGACUGAAUACGGGGCCACCGGCGGCAGUGGAUACGGUACCUCCGGCAGUGGAUACGGAGCCUCUGGUAGCGGAUACGGCGCCUCUGGCACUGGAUACGGCGCCUCUGGCACUGGAUACGGCGCCUCCGGCAGCGGCGGCUACGGCGCUAGGUCCUCGUCGACCUACAGCAGCAGCAGGCACUACGAGGUGCCGGUCGCCUCACACGGCACGUCCUGGAGCUCGCAGUCGUCGUACUCCUCUGGCAUGCCCAGCAGGGCGUCGUCAUCGUACGGAAGUCUUAGUCAGGGGUCCAGGGGUCAGAGGAUGACUCAAACACACACCGGCCCAGACUGUGACGGCACAGUCAAGAUCUAGACGCAGCCAGUGAACCCUACAUCCUCAAAGACUGAUUUGAAUAUAUGCUGGAGCUAGUCGCCAUUCUCCACCUUCCCGAACCCGGAUUAUCGUUUCAUACAUGUCAUGUAAUCGUUUCACAAUAAAGUCAUUGAUUUAUCAAAA
Messenger RNA from Frankliniella occidentalis (western flower thrips), 3333 nucleotides. Its product is annotated as hornerin-like. The record is from RefSeq and is a predicted model, not a curated record. The coding region runs from base 127 to 3189 and encodes 1020 amino acids. The transcript is spliced from 4 exons. Lineage: Eukaryota; Metazoa; Arthropoda; Insecta; Thysanoptera; Thripidae.